AUGGCUUCCGAAAGCCUUACCGUCGUGUCCGCGGACGAAAUCGGGCAGCGAAGAUCUCCGGAAAGGCAACGAGAACUGCAGGAAGAGCUCCCGGCUUUAAAAGCUGAUGCACCGCCGGUGAUCUCAACCGACACUUCAGCUGCCGAGAACAAGGUUAAAUCCGCUUCGCCAAUCGAUUCAGCGUCGGGAAAAUGUUCCAAUUCUUCGAACAAGGAAGGGGAGACAUCGUCCGAAUUAGAGAAGCCUCUGGUUUCUGCCAAGGCAGGCACCGCCUCAAGUGUUGGACAGAGUACUGGUGAGAACAGUAAUUUUGACGUUGCGCAGAGUGGCACUGGCAAGCCGUCGAUGCUGAAGCCGUCGCCGAGCGUGGCACAUCUCGAUCAGAACUUUGAUCCGAUAGUGUCUCCUGGAAACAGGUCGAAUGGACAUUUUUCGAGUUUGGAUAACUGUUCCACGAUGAUGGACGAAGCAUGGGAGAGGUUGAAGAAGUCGUAUGUCUUCUUCAAAGGAAGGCCGGUCGGCAGUUUGGCCGCUAUCGAUCCUAGUGCCGAGGCAUUGAAUUACAAUCAGGUUUUCGUAAGAGACUUCUUCCCUUGUGGAUUAGCCUGCUUGAUGAAAUCUCCUCCUGAACCAGAGAUUGUAAAGAACUUUCUUCUGAAGACUCUCCAUCUUCAAGGCUGGGAGAAGAGGAUUGAUAAUUUCACUCUUGGAGAAGGCGUGAUGCCUGCCAGUUUCAAGGUUCUAUAUGACUCCCAUCGUGGAAAGGAUACAUUGAUUGCUGACUUUGGAGGCAGUGCAAUUGGAAGAGUUGCACCGGUUGAUUCAGGUUUCUGGUGGAUUAUACUACUAAGGUCAUACACAAAAUGCACGAGGGAUCAUACGCUAUCGGAACUACCUGAAGUGCAAAGAGGGAUGAAAUUGAUACUCAACCUCUGCCUUUCUGAUGGCUUUGACACUUUCCCAACCCUUCUAUGUGCAGAUGGUUGUAGCAUGAUUGAUAGGAGGAUGGGGAUAUAUGGUUACCCAAUUGAGAUCCAGGCCCUCUUCUUUUUUGCGCUGAGGUGUGCACAACAAAUGCUAAAACCGGAGGGUGGCGGCAAGGAAUUAAUUGAGCGGAUUGACAAGCGGAUAAAAGCUCUGAGCUUCCACAUACAAAAUUACUACUGGCUGGAUUUCACUCAACUGAAUAACAUAUACCGUUACCGCACUGAGGAGUACUCUCACACGGCUGUCAAUAAAUUCAAUGUCAUCCCUGAUUCUAUACCAGAUUGGUUGUUUGAGUUCAUGCCCUUGAGAGGAGGGUAUUUGAUCGGCAAUGUCAGCCCAGCUCGAAUGGACUUCCGAUGGUUCUUAGUUGGGAACUGCAUUGCUAUCUUGAGCUCUCUGGCCACACCUGCCCAAGCCACAGCCAUUAUGGAUCUAAUUGAGGAGCGCUGGGAGGACUUAAUUGGGGAAAUGCCCCUCAAGAUCACUUAUCCUGCACUUGAAGGACACCAGUGGAGGAUUGUCACUGGUUGUGAUCCAAAGAACACUCGCUGGAGUUACCACAAUGGCGGGUCUUGGCCAGUUCUCAUAUGGCUGCUGACAGCAGCAUGUAUAAAGACGGGCAGGCCUCAAAUGGCAAAGAAAGCAAUAGAGCUGGUGGAGCAGCGGAUUUCCAAAGAUGGGUGGCCCGAGUACUAUGAUGGCAAGACGGGUCGGUACGUGGGAAAGCAAGCAAGGAAGUACCAGACAUGGAGCAUUGCUGGAUAUCUGGUUGCCAAAAUCAUGAUCGAGAAUCCGUCCAAUCUCCUCAUGAUCUCUCUCGAAGAAGAUAAAAAGAUAACCAAGCCCAGGCUCACCAGGUCAGCUUCUUUUUAGA
Diospyros lotus (date-plum) is the source of this 1861-nucleotide messenger RNA. Its product is annotated as probable alkaline/neutral invertase F. The coding region runs from base 1 to 1860 and encodes 619 amino acids. Gene Ontology annotation, biological process: sucrose catabolic process. Gene Ontology annotation, molecular function: sucrose alpha-glucosidase activity; endo-alpha-N-acetylgalactosaminidase activity. Lineage: Eukaryota; Viridiplantae; Streptophyta; Magnoliopsida; Ericales; Ebenaceae. The record is from RefSeq and is a predicted model, not a curated record. The transcript has 4 exons.